Messenger RNA from Abrus precatorius (Indian licorice), 1029 nucleotides. RefSeq names its product interaptin. Gene Ontology annotation, biological process: developmental process involved in reproduction. NCBI's taxonomy places the organism in Eukaryota, Viridiplantae, Streptophyta, Magnoliopsida, Fabales, Fabaceae. The record is from RefSeq and is a predicted model, not a curated record.
AAACAAAGCGGUGCUUGUCGUCUCGUGUCCCUUUUAGGAGCCCUAAUUUGAAUUUCUCAGACACUCCCAAAGAUAUCGGUUUCGAAAAAUGGAGGCUCUGUACACAAAGCUUUAUGACAAGUACACCAAACUCAAGACUAAGAAAUUCUCCGAUUUGGAUGACCUAAAUAAAGAACAAGAACAUAAAUUCAUCAAUUGCUUGUCUGCCGCGGAAGAGUUAAUAGCGCAUUUGAAGAACGAAAGCGAAGAGCUGCAAGGACAAGUCAAUGAUUUGAGAACUGAACUCACUUCACUUAGGGUUGCCAAAGACAAACAAAUCGCGGAUUAUCAGAGGCUUUUGAUGGAGGAAAGCAAAAAAAAUGAAGCUCUUUCUGAAGAAGUUGAAAAAUUGCUAAAGCUGCGCCAGGAAGGAACUCCUCAUGAUUUAAAUAAUAGCGGUAUGAUCAUGAAUGAAGAUGAUCAACUUAAGGGUAACUCCGAUAGCUCAUCUAUGAGAAUGACAAGAAAACGUUCAAGGCAGAACGCGUUGGAAAAAGAAGCAAGGUUUAUAUCAUGUGAAAAUGAUGAAGGUAAUUCUUUGGAGAGAGCAUCAACACAAAACAUUUUCAAGGAGGCUGCUUCUGGUAAGCUGCUGGAGAGCUGUACUAGGGCUAAUGAUCAAUCAGGCAUCGAUUUAAAGGAAAGUGGUCGUCGUAACUGGCUUAUUCAAGUUCUUUUUGAGCAUGCACUGGGCAUGAAAUUAUCCACUGACUAUCAAACUGACAAAUAUGCCUCUCUGCACUGCAUCAAUCAAGCGGUUACUCCUUCAGUUUAUCGUGGAUUAGCAAAUCACCAGAAGAGGAAGCAGAGCUAUUCUACCAUGUUUUAUCUCUUGGCACGUUUGAAAGAGUAGCACCAGAAUGGAUGAGGGAGGACAUCAUAUUUAGCCCUAGCAUGUGCCCCAUCUUCUUUGAAAGGGUAUCUCAUGUUAUCAAAUUGAAUCACUAAUGUUUUUCUAGCUUUGAAUUCCUUAAGCCUCUCCCCCCGGUU